Rhodamnia argentea is the source of this 1307-nucleotide messenger RNA. RefSeq names its product FHA domain-containing protein FHA2. NCBI's taxonomy places the organism in Eukaryota, Viridiplantae, Streptophyta, Magnoliopsida, Myrtales, Myrtaceae. Gene Ontology annotation, biological process: regulation of ribosomal protein gene transcription by RNA polymerase II. Gene Ontology annotation, molecular function: sequence-specific DNA binding; protein binding. The transcript has 3 exons. The record is from RefSeq and is a predicted model, not a curated record. Gene Ontology annotation, cellular component: nucleus. The coding region runs from base 118 to 1083 and encodes 321 amino acids.
UACAUUGCCCUCACCAUUCUUCUUCUGGAUCCCCCCUCUCUCUGUCUCAGCGACUCCGAGAAGGAGAAGAACAAGAAGCGAUCGAUCGUCAGGUUCAGCAGCGUCGAAGAUCGAGCCAUGAGCGCGUCGGGCGGCGACGUGGAGGCGGGGUUCGCGAAGUUGCAGGGAGAGGACUUCGAGUACUACAUGCAGACCUACUCCAUCAUCCUCGGCCGCAACUCCAAGAAAUCGACGGUCGACGUCGACCUCUCCAGCCUCGGCGGCGGCAUGAACAUCUCCCGCCACCACGCCCGCAUUUUCUACGACUUCUCCCGCCGCCGCUUCGCCCUCGAGGUCCUCGGUAAGAAUGGCUGCCUCGUCGAGGGCGUCCUCCACCUCCCUGGGAACCCUCCCGUCAAGCUCGAUUCCCAGGACUUGCUCCAGAUUGGCGACAAGGAGUUCUAUUUCUUGUUGCCCGUGAGGAGCAUUUUAGGGGGGCCGGUCGGGCCCCGGCACCACGUGGCUGCGCCGGCAGGGGCGUAUGGGUAUCCGCCGCAGCCGGUGGUUGGGGGGAGGAAGGGGAGGGGGAGGGAGGUUUAUGAGGAGGAGGAGUAUGGGGAGGAGGAGGAGGAAGGUGGUGGUGGUGGGAAGAGGGUCAGGAAGGAUGGGUAUGAGGGGGCUUAUGGUGGCUAUGCUGGUAGUGGUUCUGGUGGCAAGCAGGCACUGGUUCCUGCUGAGAAGAAGGGAGACAGCAGAUCAAGAAUUGACAGAGAUGCUGAUAACCAGCAGCUUAUGCAGUUGGAAGAGAAGGAUGUGGUAUCAUCUGUAGCUACAGUAUUGUCCGAUCUUUGUGGUCCAGGGGAAUGGAUGCCCAUGGAGAAACUGCAUACUGAGCUGGUGGAGCAGUAUAGAAGUGUUUGGCAUCACAGUCGAGUCAGGAGAUACCUCACGUCUGAGGACUGGCCUGGCCCGGAAGCUAAGGGAAAACCUUGGUAUGGUUUGCUUAUGUUGCUGAGAAAAUAUCCGGAGCACUUUGUCAUCAACACGAGAUCAAAGGGUCGGGUGACGCUAGAGUUUGUGUCAUUGGUCUCUCUGCUCUCGUGACAUAAUAACUGGAGCUGUUACCACUUGUGGAACCUUCUAGAUUUUCUUGUGUCAAUCUGAUCUGGUGUACCCUUUAGCCAGUGAUUUUAGUACUUAUGGACCGUGUUGAGCUUGUCGCAAUUAACUUGGGUUACAUGUUAGGAUUACUUUUAGCCUUCCCUUUUGUUAGCUUUUUCCUGUAAAUGAUGUUAUUUCUUCGUAAUUUGAUAUCAUCUAUUCUUUUG